Salvelinus sp. IW2-2015 is the source of this 721-nucleotide messenger RNA. Its product is annotated as TGF-beta receptor type-2-like. NCBI's taxonomy places the organism in Eukaryota, Metazoa, Chordata, Actinopteri, Salmoniformes, Salmonidae. Gene Ontology annotation, cellular component: membrane. The record is from RefSeq and is a predicted model, not a curated record. Gene Ontology annotation, molecular function: ATP binding; transforming growth factor beta receptor activity, type II; metal ion binding. Gene Ontology annotation, biological process: protein phosphorylation.
UCACUUCUUUUGAAGUCAUUGCCAUCUAUUUUGGAGCGUGUCGUUUCAAGUUUUGCCUUGCUAUAAGUUUUGUGGCCAUAAUAACAUGUUUCAAGACCAGUGAGCCACAAGCCCAGAAGUUCAGAAGUAGCCUAGAGAAGAAGAAAAAAACAGUCCUGCCCUUUCUGAAGAUUUCCUGUUUCAUGAAAAGUGCAUACAUACCGUCUGACUCAUAUACGGCAAGUUCUGCCUGAACUAUUUACUUUUCUAACCGGAGGCUGUUUGAGAGACGCAUGAGAGCAACAGGCAGACCGAAGAAAAUCCGAAGAACGUCUCGAAUUAAAGUCUGGAUAUUUACUAUUAUCAAGGCUUUAGUAAAUGAAAAGAAGAGGAGUUUAUAGUCCGUUUCUAAAUGGAGCUACUUCGUUUUUCCACUUUCUGGUGGGGAACGAUAAUGUUUGGUAGUAUUCUGUUAGAACAGAAAAUGGCCUCAUCAAUGACUAUGCUGAAGCUGAAGCGUCUGGUUAAGUUCUGUGACGUUGAGUCUACCAGCUGUACGGGCACAGGGAGCUGUAUGACCGACUGUAGCAUCACAGCCAUCUGCCCCCAUCCAGAGGACGUGUGUGUCAGCAUUUGGAGGAAGAAAGACGACAAUGUCACCAUAGACACGAUAUGCCACAACCCAGCCCAUAAGCUGCAUGGUCUGGUGCUGGAGGACUAUAAAACAGCAAGUGUGAGAUGA